Xyrichtys novacula (pearly razorfish) is the source of this 3475-nucleotide messenger RNA. Lineage: Eukaryota; Metazoa; Chordata; Actinopteri; Labriformes; Labridae. The record is from the annotation of a GenBank genome assembly.
AGACGUGUGUGUGUGUAAGUGAGGCAGCUCAGCAGCGACGCCCUGUGGACACACGGUGUAACUACACUGUGACUGCUGUGACUGCUGCUGCUGCUGCGGAGAAACACGACGGAGAGGAAACAUCGAAACGUCCUGAAACACGACACGACACGAGAGACGAGCUGCGUUCACGAGCCUUCACAUGCCAGAGGAUGAGGAGGAGGAUGAAGAUGAAGAUGGUGGUUCAUCCUUUCCUCUCGCAUAUUUAAUAACGUGGCGUGGGAGGGGGGUGGUGCAGGUUUUUUUGGUGUGCGUGUUUUUGUGUGUGUGUGUGUUUUGUCCUGAAUUGAAAAGACAACAGAGAGCCGAGCAGCGGUCAGUCGUGGUUCCUCAAAUAUGAGGCAGGUCCGAGAGCAGGUCUCUGAAAUCUGGAUUCUAAAAUGAGAGGAACCGGCAUGGACCUGCUGUGGAGGAUCCUCGCAGCCCUCAGCUUCGACUGCUUCAAAGAUUCAUCGUCGACAAGGUGAGUGAGGCUCCAAUAGAACCCCAAUUUCAUCACCUUAAAGCAGCUGAAGCCUCUUUUAGUUCCUCUUUUAGCACAAACAAUCAAGUUCUCCAAUUUUAAAAGCAUUUUCCCGCCUAAUUUUCAGUCUUAAUUACUUAAAAUAUACACAACAAAUUAUCACAACCUACACUGUGAAACGCCUAAUUGUGAUUUAAGUCUGUAUAUGUGGGUCCAGUGAGGGAAAUACAGAAAUAAAGACACCUUCUCCUCUCUGUUGUUAUGACAACAGGUUUCCUGACUCACUGUUUGCUCUCACUUCACGCAGCUUUUCCUCCCUCAAGUCCAUUUUGUGUCACAAACCUGUGAAUCUAAAAUUUUCAGUCAAAAUUGAAGGAUUUCCUCACACUUUAAACGUCUCUGUGGUUUCAUAAAUUAGCAUAAUUCUCAUGUCUGAUCAGCUCCAGCGUUACAGGUGCCUCCAUUAAUAAAGCAACAGCCCUGGUCCCUCAUGGUCCAGGUUACAAAUCUGAACCCUCAGUCUCCAUUUUAAGUCAGCAGUUAAAGCGAUGAAGCAAUCCCAUGAGCUCCACCCUCCAGGAACUCACCUUAAAUCUUGUUUUACCUGUUUAUUUUUAUUCACUGGAACAGAUCUGAUCACAAACAACAGAAAUGUGUACAAAGUGCAACAGAAAAUCCGUCACUCUUUUUUUCACGGCUGUAUUCUUACCCUCAAACAGAAACAUAACUGGCUUAUUUGACCAUUUCUUUAACUGCAAUAAUCGUUUGUCAACCCAGACGGCAAAAAGUGGACAUUUGACAUUCUCGCAAUGUCUCUGGCACUGAAUCAACAAAACGAUAAGACAAGAAAACAAAAGACGGAUGAGUCAGAGAUGAAAAUAAUCAUUAGUUUCGGUCGCAUUUUGGCUCUUCUGCUUCUCUUUUGUAACAAUAUGAUUCAGAGUUCAAAUGAUUCACAAAAAAUCAACAAAUUCAGACAAAUUGUGCAAAAUUUCACCGUCAUUUUGAGUCAAAUCAAUCUGCAGACACUGAGUUCAGUUAACCCUACAGCAUAAUAAGACUGAUAUGUUAUGUGUGGAAUCAGAGCACCUUAAGUUGCCUGCCUGAACUAGCUCCAAGGCUUCACCCCAUCUACUUACUUAGUUCCCUCAUGGUUUAAAAAGUCUUUCAGAGGCUUUUAGACCCAAAACUGCUUUUUGACAGAGUGACCAAAUCAAAUCUGCGUGGUAUGAUAAGACCUGAGAGUGCAGAUUUUCUGGUUCCCAGGCUCUGCGCUCAGUUCUUAUCAGCUGAUUUAUGGACCCGGUCACUUCAGGACGAGUACUUUCAUGAUGGAUUGGUUUAUUCAGAGGGAAAAAAAGGCUUUAAACACCAAUCAAACUCUCAAUGAGCCAACGAGGAGCUCUUAAAAUAGCUUUAGUCCCAAAGUUAAACAUCUUUUAUUCACAGUGAUGUGAGACAUAAAAAGGACGAGAUUAAGUCUUGUUUGAAAACUGUCAAAUCACAUGACUUAUUCUCUGUAAAAAUAGAUCUCCCACUCACAUGUUUAGUUCUCCUCAGGUCUCCCACUAAGCAGAGCUCCAGUCAUGGCGGCAGCCUGGAGAGCAGCUCCCUGACCGGCUCUCUGUCUCUGGGCCCUGACCUUCCUCACUGUCAGUGCUGCAUCUCCUACGAGGCCCGGCUGAAGCGCCUCUCCUGCGGGCACCUCUACUGCGACCCCUGCUGCGACCAGAUCGUCAACCUGGCGUUCGAGGACAUCGAGGGCCUGUCCGACUACCCCUGCCCCAUGUGCAAGUCCAUCCGUCAGCUCGGAGGCCUCCCCCCGUCGUCCUCCGGGUACUUCUACGGGCCCGACGGCAUCCUGCAGCAGCAGCAGUUCACGGGGAAGGAGCACGGGAGUCGAUGGGGCUGAAGCUGGAGCUCGUCCUUCAGAGAGACUUUUGUUUUUUUUGUUUUUUUUUUAGUUUGGAUGCGCCGCCACUGCCAUGACAGCUACAUGACGACACGGACUGCAACUGCAUUACUCUGUCUGUGAGCUGUUAUCAGAUGAAACUCGUCAGAAUGCAUGACAAAACACUGAUCGGUCUGAAGUGCCAAAUGGUUGAAAACAUGUCCUGCUGAUGAUGAUAUCAAAACGGUCUCCAUGUCGGUCUAAACUGAGCUGUUGGGUUUGGCGAGUACGCCGAGGAGCUGCAGUGUUGGAGCUGCAAAGAAGAAUUGUAGCAGCAGUGAACUACAAACAGAGUGUAACUUCAGGCAAAGCCAGAAGAUGUCAGCUGUGUUUUCUCACCUGGUAAAUGAAUGAAUGCUGUAUUGAAAAUAAAGCAGUUUCACGCUCAAAAUCAGUGUUUUUAGGAUUCUCUUUAAGAAUGUAAGAGGGGCUGAGAGCUGAGCUGCUGCAGCUCAUUUUUAAGUUCAGAUUUUUAGAGCGUAUUGAGGCAUAUCGUGCAUCAUGUCCUCACAGUAUGGACUCAGCAAUUCGAAGUAUAAUGUGUUUUUUUUAUAAAUCUGGUAUCAGAGGGGAACUCAGUAUCAGCCAGUACUCAGAUCCUGGUAUCAGAAGCAGAAAAGAAGUUGCACGCUACGAUGAAAAUGUGGGAGAGAGAAGUUGUUGUAAAAUAUACUGAUUUAGAAAAUCACUGCAUUCGUAUUUUUAACAGCAUGCAGGUUUUCUAACAUCGAAAUUAAAGCAUUUCAUGCGACUGAAUAUGAAGUUUGAGAGCUUUAACUGUGCGGUCAAUAUUUUGUAUUUGAAGCGUUUCCUUGUUCAGCGCCUACAUUUGUACCUUUUCUUGUGAAAGCAUCGAGCAUUUUGCACAUGAUUCUUGGAUUGUUUUACUCUAACUGUACAUAUCAUGCAGGACGGCUGGAUUUGAAUUGUACUGUACAGUGCCAUGCUACUUUUUAAGUGUCCCAGAUCAUAUGUACAUAUUUAUUUUGUUAGAAAAUAAAGUUUGUGAGCUGUGUUUGAGA